UCUGUUUAUUAAUCGUUAGUUUCUUGACUCGAGAACGUUAACAAUUAAGUUAAUUUUUUUCUCUUUUCUAAUCAUUUAAUUGAGUUUGUCUUCCAAUUUAUUGCGAAAGAAUUAAUUAACAUCAUCUUACUGAUUAAAAAUCUAAUUGGAGAACUAAAUUUUAAUCCCCUCAACAUUAAUUUAACUUCCGCCGUAUCAACAGAUGGAUUCAAUCUUAUCAGAUGAUCACCUUAUUGGUAACGCUUUUGUCAACUUAUGAUAAUCAGAAUUGAUUAGUGUCACCACCAAACACUUUCCACCUUUCGGAUACUGGAUUGUUCUUUUGCUGCCAUUUUCCAUCUUUUGUUUGUUCUUUUUUGGUGUUGGUCAACUUGUGUGUUUUUCGUGUUCUUUGUUUUAAUUUUGUUCUUUUCAACUCACAAUGAAUGGUCAGACGGGAGAAAGUGACAAUUACUCAAGUAGUAAUCACUUAAAUCAUCAUGAUGGCACAACUGAUGACCAAUGUUUCGAUUCUCAGUCAGUUGUUAUCAAUCAAUUGUUCACACAAUCAUUAGAAAAUACUAAUGAUCACCAUUCUCAACUUGUUGACCAACAAAAACAUUCAGUGAUACAUCAAGAUGAAGUAACUAAUCAUCAUCAUCAUCAUCAAGAACAAUUAUCUCAUCAACAACAACCAUCUCAAUUAUCAUUAUCCUCAUCAUCAUCAACUUCGUCUUCAUCUUCCUUGUCAUCUCCAUUCUCAUCUCAAACCACCGAACAAUCUUUACCAAACCAAAACACCACCAACAACAAUAAUGAUCAUCUCUAUGUUCCAAGAACAAAACUUUUCGUCGGACGUUUACCUGAUAACUGUACAUCAAAUCAACUCGAAGAUUUGUUCAGAAAGUAUGGACAAGUAAAAGAAUGUGAUGUAGUCGGUAGAUAUGGAUUUGUGCAUAUGAGCAAGUCUGAGGAGGCUGAAGAGUGUGUCAAAAAACUGAACAGAUAUUCUUUCAUGGGAUCCGUAUUAACUGUUGAGUUCUCUACGAGUAAAGUUCAUCCUGAACCUGGGACAUUAGGUCGAGCCAAAGGUUCUUCUCGCAUGGUUAAAGGUAUUCGAUCUCGUAUCCAUAGUCACACUCCGUAUCACCGUGAACCUUUUAUCAACCAUAGAACAAGUUUAGGUCCACCUCCACUACCACACUCUGUGCCAUUACCACCGUUACGUCCUCUUGUAAACAAUCAAAUUCCACCAUCAUCUGUUCCACCACCGCCACUACCGCCUGGACGUUUAUAUGGAGGUUACUCUUCACCUUACUAUCAAGAUGAUUAUAGAGCCUAUGAAAGAAAAAUUUACUACGAAGCAGAUUAUUAUGGUAGAGAAAGAAAUUAUCCCCCUCAUGAUCAUAGAUCAUCCGCUGGUGGAGGAACACCAGCUCGUUUAUAUUCACCUCCACCCACUCACCCUCUGCCACCUUAUCCAAUUUAUCCUAGUCAUCAUAAUAUGUCAAUUCGAGCUUAUGAACGACCAGUAAUCGAUGAACCAAUCCCCAUGUACACUUCCAGAGGCUCAUCGAUGACACCACAUAAGUGUCAUUAUCACAAAUGUCAUUAUGAUAUGCACGUUGAACCUUAUCUAAAUUAAGGUUAUUGUUAAUUGAGAAAAUUUCUAAUGCCCGAUAAUUCAAACAUGUCGCACAAACUUGUUGCUCAUUUAAAAUACCAAUGAGAUGAUGUUGAUGGUAAUCACACAACCAAAGAGAUAAAUUGAUAAAAGUCUCGUACCAAGUGAACCCGAUACCUUGGGAUAAAGGAGAAACCAAGCCAAUUGAAAUUGAAUUGAUAAUAACUUCUCAUCACUUUUACUUUAUCUCAAUCAGAAUGUCAAUCAACAUACCCUGUUACCAAAUUGAAUGUCAAAAGUUAACUUUCAACAAUUUACACUCACAUUUGAUUUUUGGUAUAUAUCUUUUUCACAAGUAAUGCCAAUCAAUCAAUAUUUAUUUUUUGUCCUCUUCCUCCUCACAUAAACUCACACCAUCUAUACCCACACCACCACCACCACCACCAUUACCAUCCAGUUUCACUCUCUAUGUGACUAUCUUUUCUUAAAUCAUUUUCAGCUCGAAAUGUUGACAUUGCUUAUUCAAAGGUUUUCGAUUCUGAUGAAUUUAAAUGGAUCCACAUACACACAUGGAACAAAUAUAAUUAAUAAUAUAUACAAUAAGAAAGUAAUAUAUUAAUAUGUAUAUUUAUAAACAACACAGUUAUUAACUAUUAAUAUUAUUAACACUAAAUCUGUAAAUUGUAA
Messenger RNA from Panonychus citri (citrus red mite), 2290 nucleotides. RefSeq lists its product as uncharacterized. The coding region runs from base 422 to 1624 and encodes 400 amino acids. The transcript is spliced from 6 exons. The record is from RefSeq and is a predicted model, not a curated record. Gene Ontology annotation, molecular function: mRNA binding. Lineage: Eukaryota; Metazoa; Arthropoda; Arachnida; Trombidiformes; Tetranychidae. Gene Ontology annotation, cellular component: cytosol.